CCAAAGAUGGGGCCGCUCGUACCGGGGGCUCCCGGGAGCAGGAUGGGAGCCCCGAGCCCCGAGAGGAGCCUGGUUGUCCUCUUGCUGCUCGCCGCCCCGCUGGCUUCCAGGGCCACGUCCACUUGGCCCGUCCCAGACUGGAACAGAACCCAAGGCUCUUCUGCUCUGUCACGUCCCCGCCCAGAGCUGGCUCAGCGUGGUAACCGCAGUGGUCUGGCGGCAAACUCGGGCGCUCAAGGGAUCCAUCUGCUUCUCCGACCGCCGGACCUGCUCGCCCCCAGCCUGACUCCGCCGCUCGUCCCCCGCAAGCGGCCCACCCCGGCCCCCCCGCCGCCCUGGGAGCAGAGUAACUCCCUGGAGGAGGCCUGGGCUUCAGGAGACUACCUGGAGACCCUGUCUUUCGUGCUCCCCGAUGGCGAGGAUCUGGCCCCGGCCACCCCUCUUCCCAGCCAACUUUACGACGACGACACAGGGGGCGACUGGGCGCCCGCGUACGACGGCGCCUUACCUCGGCGUCCCACCCCGCCGCUGGACGCACGCCUUCGCUUUUCACCCUCCGCCGGCGCCCCCCCGGACGUCUUCCCCGCCUGGGACGACGACUACGACCCCGAGGACCUGUCGCCGCUGCAGCCCACCGAGCUUCUGCUGCCCGACAUGAACAGUUUGGAAUACUACACCAACCUUUUGGCCAAGGAGCGGGCCAAGGAGGGAUCCCGUCCCCCCUCCGAGCCGGAGGGCCAGGAGAAGCACGGCGUCCCCGAGCUGUCCAUCCCGCCCACGCCAACCCACAAGCGAGGGCGAGCCGGCGAUCCCCACGUGCGGACCGAGGCGUCUCCCGGUUCCGCUGCCACCCCGCGGAGGGAGUCCGAGCCCGAGCCUCCGCCCCCCAGCCCUGGGGCCGGUGAGUCACCGACUGUUGCUCCGGGAGAGUUUGGGGCAAGCCCGGCGUCUCCUAGUUCCCACGCCAUCGGCCCGGCGCUUCCGCCGGCUCGUCCCGCCGAGGACGGGCCGGGCGAGGCCGCCGCCACCGAGAGGACGGCCGUCAGCCUGACCCGAGCACCUCCACCGACCACGCCCAGGGCGGCGCAUCCCCCCGCUGUCAAACGCUAUCUGUGCAACGUCACCAAGCCCGAGUCGUACCUGGUCCGAAUAGGUGGCGCCAGAGGCUCGGCGGCUGGUUUCACUCAGGUCCGGGACCUUUUGAGGCGAGAGUUUAACCGCUCCGUGGAGCUCCAGUUCUUGAGAACGCCGUCCAGUUUUGCCUUCCGCGUGGUCUCAGGACCGUUGAUCUACACCGCCAUCGCCGUGGUCAACGCCCUCCGCCGAGCGCAACGUCUCUCGGGCCCGCUUCCCGUGUCCACCCUCUAUGCCGUCCCGGACGUCAGGUACCAGGUCCACACGGUGCUGCUGUUUGUCCCCGCCCACGUGGACGUCAGAGUCUGCGACUUCAGUGAGCGUGUGGAGAGCGGCCUGGUGAUGGCGUACGUCCAAACCCGCCGACGCUUUUUAGAGUCUGGCGCCGUGGCCGUGCAGCUGCUGAACAUCACGCUGGGCGCGGCGAGGCCGGCGGGCGAGCUCAAGGUUCCCGUCGACAUCGUGUUUGCGGUGCGGGACGGGCGAGGAUACGUGGCGGGAUUCCAGGUCAGCCAGCAGCUGAGGAAGCUCAGCCCAGUGGAGUUCAGCUUCUACGUGGGCUUUCCCGCUCUGCAGAUCGCCGAACCUUUGCGUUAUCCCGAGCUCAACACCUCCCAUCACCUGAGGUCCACGUGGGUGCGCACGGUCCUGCUCGGCGUUCCCGAUCAGAUCUUCGUCCAGCCAAGUUUUCAAGCUCGCGUGGAGCGCCGCUUGGCCUUGCUGCUGGAGGAAGGCCUGGGAUCGUCCGGCGGUCGGCGCUGGAGGAGAGCCACGGCCAUGGCCAACGGCAGUCUGCAGGUGGUACGGGUUGCCAGGAUGUCUGGGCUGGAGCGUCCCCUGGAGGUCUUGUACUUUGCGGAGGGACCAGGAGGCGCCCGGAUACCGGCGGAGGAGACAGCGGACACCCUGAACGGCUUGGACCUCCAGCGAGCCGCCAUCGUCCUGGGACACAAAGUCCAGAGACCGCUGGCCCAGCCGGUAGAGAGCGCAGCCGUGCCGCCCUCCGAGACCCAAAGCGGCAGUGUUUGGCUCAUCGUCGGCGUGAUCGUGCCCGUCUCGCUGGCCCUUUUCAUCAUUGUCUUGCUCUACUGGAAGCUGUGCGCCUCGGACAAGUUGGAGUUUCAGCCAGACGCCGUCAACACCAUCCAGCAGAGACAGAAGCUUCAGGCCUCCAGUGUGAAAGGCUUCGACUUUGCCAAACUUCACCUGGGCCAGCACAGCAAGGACGACAUCAUGGUGAUCCAGGAAGCCACGCCGGCGGCCAAGGAGCCUCCCGCCGCCGACGGCGGCGUAGACAGCCCCAAAGGCUCGUCGGCCAAAAGCGGCAGAACCGUGCGUCACCGCGCCAGGGCCAGCCAAUCGGACGCCGACUCGUUUGGCAGCGAGCGAUCCAGCGGCAGAGACUCGCCCGGGGAGAGCGCUGGACCCGCCGCCGCCGCCGCGCCCGUGGAGGCCAAGCAGCCGAAGAAGCCGCCCAAAAGCGCCACGCCGGCUACAGAUGAGCUCAUGUCAUCGUCUUCCAUCUUUGACCACGUAGACCGUCUUUCCCGCGGCGGCUCGUCGGACGGCACGCGGCGUCCAGCUGGCAAAGUGCAGCUGAUGGCCAUGCAGCCGCGGCCCGGCGCGCCGGCGCGGCCCAGCCCAUCCCUUUCGCAGAAAGUCAGUACCGAGGUGGAGUUGCGACACAAGUCCGAGAUGGAGCAGCGCAGGAACAAACACCGACAGCACGCCAAGAGACGGGGGCAGUGUGAGUUCCCGUCCAUGGACGAUAUCAUGGACGCCUUUGGAGACGGACCGGUCCAGACGGAAGCGGCUCAGUGUCUCUACGGUUCAGCCCACGACCACACGGACUACGCGGACUGCGCGGAUUGCGUCCCGCCGCCCGACACCCCAUCCCCAGAACAGCGGCGGAGAGGAAGGCGCUCCCCCCGGGCGCGGCGGCAGCCGGCUCCGGCGGGACCGGGAAGUCUUCCGGACACCGACCAGGAUCGCCUGCUGGUGGACCAGGGCGCCACCUACAGGAAGUACCCGGGACUCAACAAUGUGGCCUACAUGUCGGACCCAGACCUGCCCCCAGACCCCGGGAGGAGCCCGUCCCCCACCGAUGAGGUGUUUGAUGCCCGGGCCGGCGCGGGCCCGCCCCCGUACAUGCCGCCGCGACCCUCAAUCGAGGAGGCCCGGCAGCAGAUGCACUCCCUGUUGGACGACGCCUUUGCUCUGGUGUCCCCAUCCUCGCAAGGCCUGAGCCCGGCGGCCCUCCCCCUGGCGAGGCAGUGGGGGUCCUACCCGGCGGGGCCCUCCCACGACCCCCUCCACGCUAUGUACGCCGAGCUGGGAGUUUCUCCGACCUCUGGCCUGGGGGCCCGAGGUCAUCUGCAGAGGCAGAGCUCAGGAGGCGAGCAGCUGCAGGAUCCCUCGUACCCCAGCAGGGGGCAGUACGGACAACUGCCCCCCUCCUCCAGACCCAGACCCGUUGGAGGCGGCGCAGGCGUCCAGCACUUGACCCAGGUGGGCUUGUCCAGCCAGAUUGGGGCCUGCGUGGGGCGCAGCGCCUCGGGACCCACCGGCUCCUCCUGGAGCGAGAGGCGCUCGGACCGGGACCUGGACCCGGAGAGCGGCGCGCCGCUCUCCUUCCCGGAGUUGUCGUCCUUGCCGCUUUUCCAAUUGCCCAGCUCUUCGCUUCGGGAGCCGUCGGGGCCGCCUCUCCUCCUCGCCUCCCCGACUCCCGAGUACUUGCCCGAGGACGCCUCACCCUCCGCCCAUAGCUCGGCCUCCCUGAUCAAGGCCAUCCGAGAGGAACUCCGCCGACUGGCCCGGAAGCAGGCCGUGGCCAGCUACCCCUAGAGGACGCGGCCGACCGGCGGCUCUAAGCCCGUACCCGGUCGACGCCCGACCCGGCGACGUGACCUCCGCAAAUUUGACCGGGUCUCUCUGGCGUGUCCCGACUGGAGUCAGUUUUUGUUUUUUUCCACGCGGCUCUUUUGGACCGGAUGGUGGCCAGUUCCGACGUCGGGCGGUGCUAAGUGUCAAUGGUCGGUCGCCCGUUUGCUGCCUCUGGAGGCUCCUUCCCGUCAAAUGUUGCUACUGAGAUGUUUAUCAGUGUGUCAGCUUGUGGUUAGAUGAAGUCACACAGGUGCCAGUCUGAUUUGUCUUGAGAACGUCAAGUCACCUUAUUAGGGAAAAAAAAAAGUCCAAGCCGAUGAAGCUUGGCAACUCCUCCGACGUCUUGCUGUAUUU
Messenger RNA from Syngnathus typhle (broad-nosed pipefish), 4371 nucleotides. Its product is annotated as UPF0606 protein KIAA1549-like. The record is from RefSeq and is a predicted model, not a curated record. The transcript is spliced from 19 exons. The coding region runs from base 7 to 3978 and encodes 1323 amino acids. NCBI's taxonomy places the organism in Eukaryota, Metazoa, Chordata, Actinopteri, Syngnathiformes, Syngnathidae.